AUGGGACCAAGCGCGUUCAAGGAUCCCACAAGCCACACACGCGCUGGUUACAACUUUGGCGGUGAUAGAGAUGCUCGGACAUCCGGUUUUGAUAAUUCGAUCGUAUCCAACGGGUUAUUCAAUCCGUUACACGUGAGUCAGUAUUUCAAAUCACUCCUGAAUAACUGGCACCCAGGACUGGGUGAUAAACAGUCGCUUUCAGCGCCAGAAUCUGACGGAGAAACGUCUUCUUCACUGUUGUCUGAAGUCGGAUUCCGAACGAGACCAAUGGACACAAACAGCUCGGUGCAAAAACACUCGACUACAACUUCCGGUUCAUUACGACCAUCCAUACUCACCGGCCUAACCUCCAACCCUAUCAGCCCACCAUGGAUUCCAACCACCACCGCGGAUUCUAUCAGUUUUCGCGCCAAUCCCACCGUAGGCAACAUAUUCAGCACAACUUCAUCCACAACGUCUAAUUUACCCUCACCGGAGUUGCAAACAGAUAUCAUUGAUUUGGCCAGUCCAUCACAUAAUAAGACUGGCUCCCGAACACGUCCAGGAAAGAUAUUGCCACAAAACAGUGAAUAA
This is a messenger RNA of Echinostoma caproni, 573 nucleotides long. The record is from the annotation of a GenBank genome assembly. Lineage: Eukaryota; Metazoa; Platyhelminthes; Trematoda; Plagiorchiida; Echinostomatidae.